CGCAAGGUGUACGACCGCAAGAUCCGCGACCAGGAGCGCCACGUGGAGAAGCUGCAGCUGAUGCUGGAGGACAAGAUCCUGAACAGGCACACCGAGCUGUGACCCCGGUCGGCCGCCUGCUGGUGGGACGGUGCACACACUGUACGGGUGCUGUUAUACGGACGGCGACGGCAGUUGGUAGCAGGUGUUGCUGAACCUGGCUGAUUGUAGCGACCUGCAGACCAGGGUUUAUGUUUAUUUUACGGGCUGGCGCGUUCACACGCAGAUAUAGUUGUCUGGCAAGCUGGCACGUCCCACCGAAGAUUGGCGUUUAGAUGGCUCGUGUCAACGGACCGAUUCAAACACACAGGCGGAAC
This is a messenger RNA of Pollicipes pollicipes, 356 nucleotides long. RefSeq names its product alpha-2-macroglobulin receptor-associated protein. Gene Ontology annotation, molecular function: receptor antagonist activity; heparin binding; low-density lipoprotein particle receptor binding. Lineage: Eukaryota; Metazoa; Arthropoda; Thecostraca; Pollicipedomorpha; Pollicipedidae. Gene Ontology annotation, biological process: regulation of receptor-mediated endocytosis. The record is from RefSeq and is a predicted model, not a curated record. Gene Ontology annotation, cellular component: endoplasmic reticulum; endomembrane system.